UUCUCGCUGUCCGUUUGGGGCGACAACUACGAAGCUCAAAACUCUACUGCAUUACCCUCGCUUCCUCCGCCCUCAUCCUCCCCAUAAAUAAAACCCCCCAACCUUACUUCCCGAUAUCCUCAAUUUUUCUUCCCCUCUUCCUCCUUCCUUCCUACAAUUUCCGGCCACCACUGCCAUCGGCUCUACUCAGACCUCCAAUUCAAGAAUCUUAUCCAUGUCUCAGUCUCUCCAUUUCGUCGUUUCCUCUUCCCGGUCGCCGAAUCUCUCCUUACCCAACCACUCUUACUUGAAACUUUCCCCGCCUCCAUCUAAUCUGCGGUAUCCGGUUACGUUCGUCAGGAGGCCUAUCUCGGCCUCGUCUUCAGAUCUCGAUUCGAAUUCUCCCUCCAAAGUGCUGGUCUCCGAUAACGGUAAGGGAGGGGUUCUUCCGGCGACAUCCCCGGAGUAUGUUCCGCCGCCAUCCGAUUCGAGCUCGAUCGAUGUGGAUGCGGUGACGGAAGCCGACCUGAAGGAGAACGGAUUCAGAAGCACGAGGAGGACGAAGCUUGUGUGCACGAUUGGCCCAGCCACGUGUGGGUUCGAGCAGCUGGAGGCGCUCGCAGUUGGUGGAAUGAAUGUGGCGCGUAUCAACAUGUGCCAUGGUACACGUGAGUGGCAUCGCCGCGUUAUUGAGCGUGUGAGGAGAUUGAAUGAGGAGAAGGGCUUUGCUGUUGCGAUCAUGAUGGACACUGAGGGGAGUGAGAUUCACAUGGGGGAACUUGGUGGUGCUCCGUCAGCCAAAGCUGAGGAUGGUGAGAUAUGGACUUUUAGUGUCCGAGCUUUUGAUUCACCUCGCCCAGAACGCACCAUCAACGUCAACUAUGAUGGUUUCGCCGAAGAUGUGAAAGUUGGUGAUGAACUCCUUGUGGAUGGUGGAAUGGUGAGGUUUGAUGUGAUUGAGAAGAUUGGUCCAGAUGUCAAGUGUCGAUGUACUGAUCCUGGACUGCUGCUACCAAGGGCUAAUUUAACUUUCUGGCGGGAUGGGAGUUUGGUGCGAGAACGUAAUGCCAUGCUCCCCACAAUUUCUUCUAAGGAUUGGCUGGACAUAGAUUUUGGGAUUGCAGAGGGUGUUGAUUUUAUUGCAAUAUCAUUUGUCAAGUCUGCUGAAGUGAUUAAGCAUCUCAAAAGCUAUAUUGCUGCAAGAUCUCGUGAUAGUGACAUUGCUGUUAUUGCAAAAAUAGAGAGCAUUGACUCAUUAAAGAACUUGGAAGAGAUCAUUCAAGCGUCAGAUGGAGCUAUGGUAGCAAGAGGAGAUCUGGGUGCUCAGAUCCCAUUGGAGCAGGUCCCAUCUGCUCAGCAAAGGAUUGUUCAGCAGUGCAGGCAUCUAAAUAAACCUGUCAUUGUUGCCUCACAGCUACUUGAAUCCAUGAUUGAAUAUCCUACACCAACCAGAGCUGAAGUAGCUGAUGUUUCUGAGGCAGUUAGGCAGCGGGCAGAUGCUCUAAUGCUCUCUGGUGAGUCAGCCAUGGGCUUGUUCCCAGACAAGGCGUUGGCCGUCCUGAGGAGUGUCAGUGUGAGAAUUGAGAAGUGGUGGAGAGAAGAGAAACGUCAUGAAGCUAUGGAACUUCCAGAUAUAGCAUCUUCAUUCUCAGAUAGUAUAUCAGAACAGAUUUGCAAUUCAGCUGCCAAGAUGGCGAACAAUUUAGCGGUGGACGCGCUUUUUGUUUACACAAAGACCGGGCAUAUGGCAUCUCUCCUGUCACGUUGCCGACCUGACUGCCCAAUCUUUGCAUUUACAAGCGCGAUAUCUGUGCGGAGGCGUCUCAAUCUGCAGUGGGGCCUUAUACCCUUCCGCCUUAGUUUCUCUGAUGAUAUGGAAAGCAACCUCAACAGAACUUUCUCCUUGCUUAAGGCCCGGGGGAUGAUCAAAUCAGGUGACCUUGUCAUUGCUGUGUCUGACAUGUUGCAGUCCAUUCAAGUCAUGAAUGUUCCCUAAAAAUUAAUCUUCUUUAGGUUGCAAGCCUUGUUUCCAUCCUCUUCUAGACUGUGUUAGCUAUGAAAACUUUCUUAUGUUGCUAUUAGUUCAACAAUUUGGGUACUGCUAGAAAUGAAAAAAGAAUCACGAGGGCAAUUGUGCUUUUCCUGCCUUCAACCUCCGGAUCUCUGCUUCUGAUCUCUGCUUCUUUGCUUCUUUGCUUCUUUGCUUCGAUGACUCUGCACCCAGACCUGCUCCAUCACGGAUGGUUUAUUGGUGAGCAAUCUCAAAUGUAUCCUGGGACUGGUUUUGCUUAGAUAGAUAAGAGUAAUAUGUUGCAAAAUGUACCUCUGAAUGUCGGCACUAUUAUUUUUUCAUUCGCGUCAGUUUUUUCUUCACCGUGUAUAAUGUAACUGUGUACUGCUAUAUCUUCAACCAGCGAGAAAUGUUAUGUUUUGACAACUUUGGAUGUA
Messenger RNA from Vitis riparia (riverbank grape), 2427 nucleotides. RefSeq names its product pyruvate kinase isozyme A, chloroplastic. Gene Ontology annotation, biological process: glycolytic process. The transcript has 6 exons. Gene Ontology annotation, molecular function: potassium ion binding; pyruvate kinase activity; magnesium ion binding. Gene Ontology annotation, cellular component: chloroplast stroma; cytoplasm. Lineage: Eukaryota; Viridiplantae; Streptophyta; Magnoliopsida; Vitales; Vitaceae. The record is from RefSeq and is a predicted model, not a curated record. The coding region runs from base 215 to 1975 and encodes 586 amino acids.